Molecule: messenger RNA, 2316 nt
Organism: Rotaria socialis
Lineage: Eukaryota; Metazoa; Rotifera; Eurotatoria; Philodinida; Philodinidae
Source: the annotation of a GenBank genome assembly
AUGAAUUCGUUGGAUAUACAACAGCAAUUAGCCGACCAACGGCGUGGCCGAUACGUACGUGUUAGUGAUGUUGAUCGUCGAUUAUUAAUUGAUACAUAUAAAAAAGGAGAAGACUUUAUUGCACUUGCAAAAAAACUUAAUAUCAAACGAUCAACCGCUCGAAGUAUUCUUCGAACAUUUAUUGAUGAGGGUCGUGUAUCAGCAAAACAACGUGCUGGUACACGUCUUCGUUUUAUAACAGAAGAUGAAGCUGAAAUGAUUCGAGAAAUGAAACGCCGCCAUCCAUUAAUAACUAUUGGUCAAAUACAAAUGCGUUUGCAACGCACAUCAAAUCGUGUAUUAAGUAAAGCAUCGAUAUCACGUAUAUUAACAAAUAGUAUACGCUUGGGUAAACGUGCUAAACGUUCAGUUGAUGGUGAAGACGAUCCAGAUGGAAUGAAUGAAACAAUGCCUAAUGGUAAUGAUGAAUUUAUGCAAUUAUCAUCUGAUGAAAAUACAGGCGGAGCAAUAUUUAUCGAUGAUACAAACGACGAUGAAGAUGAUGAUGAUGGAAUGAUGGAUAAUACUUCAUCAUUAAAUAAUCUUGAUGAUUUUCAACGUUUUAUGCUACGUAAAACAAGUGUAAACGGUGAUGAUUCAAUGGUCAAUGAGAAUUUAGAACAAUGUGAUGAUAAUGGUUAUGCUAUAACAUAUCCACAAUUGGGCAGUGAAGAAGAUGAAGAUGAAUUAUCCGAUGAAAAUGAAAUACCAACGCCAGUUGAUCUUCGAUCUGAAAUCGCAUCGACACCAUCUGCAGUGAAUGGUAAUGGGCCAAUAUUAAAUGAAAAUGGUUGUUGGAAUUUAAGUACAAAUGCUGUUAAAUCUGAACCUGUCUGUGUAUUUGUUAAUCGAAAUUAUGAUGAAAAUUCUUCUGACAGUGAACAUCUACAAGAACAACCAUUAACAAUUGAUGAAGAACCAACUAAAACUCCAAAUACUAAUGCAUCAGCAAUCUCGAAUUCGCAAUCAACCGCUUUUCGACGUGGAAAAAGUUGUCCAAUAUGUGGAGAAAAAAAUUUCUCUCGUCUCUCUCAUCAUCUUACUGUUUCGCAUAACCUUCAACGACAUGAAAUGUUAACGUUACUUGCUUACACUGAUCAAAACAACAACAACAACAACAAUACUAAUAAUCAUCAUCAUCAUCAUCCAUCAAUAGCCAGUGUUAGUGGCAGUUCACCAACAAAUACACCAUCUAUUGCGCUCGAUAAAAGUCCACAACAAACACCGAUUAGUAUUAAUACAAAUAAUCAACAAAUAACAUGUCCAUCAUCGCCAUCAAAUGAAUCAGAUAAUCAUAAAAUCAAUCAAUCAUCAUCGUUGACAACAACAACAACAACACUCACAACGACAAGCUCGUCACCUAUUGAUAAUCAAUCGUCAAACUAUCUACCUGUAGAUGGUAAAAAACGUUUAUUAUGUCCACGUUGUGAUACAUGGGUCUUGAAUUUAACAGAUCAUUUAAUAAAAAAACAUCAUUUAAUAUCGAAACAAGAACGUUUACCAUUUUUACGUUUGGCACGUAAUCGUUAUGCAACACCAUCAUCAACACCAAAUCCAAUUGCAAAUGGAAAUGAUGAAAAACUCGCAACUAAUUCAUUUCUUAUUAGUCCAGAUCAUUCAUCUCCGAAUACAAAUCAAACAAAUGAACAACAAUCACAAUCUCAACAGCAAUCAAAUCUUCUUCAACAAGCAGCCAAUAGAAAAUAUCAAAAUAUUGUGAAAAAAUAUCGUAAACGAUUGUUUGCAACAAUGCAACCGCCAACAUCAAAUCAUUCAGCAACAUCAUCAUUAUCAAAUUGUAAUACACCAAAUAAUUCAAUUGAAAAAUCGACUUCACUUUCUUCAUAUGAUCAUUCAUUGGUUCAAUCCAAUCUUACAUUACCAUUACAAGAACAAACAUCAGCAACAGCAGCAGCAGCAGCAGCAGCAGCUGGAAAUCAUAAUCUUUUGACCAUGAACAGUAUUCAAUCGUUAUUAAAUAAUAAUUCAAAUAAUCAGUGUAAACAAGAAAAAUUCAAAUUUUCAUCACUCAAUGAUAAUUUUUCAACACGUACUUUUUCGGCAAUUAAAACAUCUGGUAACAAUAAUAAUGCUAAAGAUCAACAACAGUUGUCAACUCAUCAAAAAUUUGAACAACGUUUAACGGUAUUUCGUCAACAAUUUGCUGUCACAUUAGCCAUGCAAAAUUCUCUCAUGCAACAAAUGGAAUUAUUACAAAGAAGUUUUGUCUGCAUUGAAGACGAAUGGAAUGAUAUGAGAAAGCAAAUUAUUUCAUAA